This is a messenger RNA of Xiphophorus hellerii (green swordtail), 3019 nucleotides long. RefSeq names its product cyclin-dependent kinase-like 1. Lineage: Eukaryota; Metazoa; Chordata; Actinopteri; Cyprinodontiformes; Poeciliidae. Gene Ontology annotation, biological process: protein phosphorylation. The transcript is spliced from 10 exons. Gene Ontology annotation, cellular component: nucleus. The record is from RefSeq and is a predicted model, not a curated record. The coding region runs from base 369 to 1412 and encodes 347 amino acids. Gene Ontology annotation, molecular function: ATP binding; protein serine/threonine kinase activity.
ACGUAGCUUUGUGAAUUGCCAUGUGUUUUUGUAUUCUUGCUUAUUUUAACCCCCACGUUUGUUAUUAGAGGUAAGUUAAGUUCUCUAUCUGACCACUUUGCGCCUAAACGAAGACCAGAGGCGCCAGCUAAACAUUUACUGUAAUUUGAAAUGUUUAUAAAUUAGAAAGCGGAGCCCCAAAGAGGGAAAACAAUCCUCAGGCGGUUACCAUAGUAAUGACGCAGUAAAAGAGCAGACGGCACAGUGACCUCCUUAGUGAAGCAUUGACAAUGACGGUACAAAGACCUGUUUCUACUUUUAUCUGUAGAAAACCUUUGCUGUUUUGGAGGCUAAUUUAGAUUCUGGACAUAGUAACUUGAAAUUGCUCGAUGGAGAAAUAUGAAAAACUGGCCAAAAUUGGCGAGGGCUCCUAUGGUGUGGUGUUCAAGUGCAGGCACAGAGAAACGGGCCAGAUAGUUGCCAUCAAGAAGUUUGUGGAGUCUGAAGAGGAUCCCGUCAUCAAAAAGAUUGCACAGCGAGAAACGCGUAUGCUUAAGCAGCUUAAACAUGUGAAUUUGGUCAACCUGUUGGAAGUCUUCAGGAGAAAAAGACGGCUCCAUUUGGUGUUUGAGUUCUGUGAACAGACGGUCCUCAAUGAGCUGGACAAACACCCCCAAGGGGUCCCGGAGGCUCAGCUGAAAAGCAUCGUGUGGCAGACUCUGCAAGCUGUGAACUUCUGUCACAAACACAAUUGCAUCCACCGUGAUGUAAAGCCAGAGAACAUCCUCCUCACUAAAAGCGGCGUCAUCAAGCUGUGUGACUUUGGCUUCGCCCGCAUUCUGACAGGACCAGAGGAUGACUACACAGACUACGUGGCGACCCGCUGGUACCGGGCCCCGGAGCUGCUGGUUGGGGACACUCAGUAUGGACCCCCUGUGGAUGUUUGGGCUGUUGGAUGCGUCUUUGCAGAGCUUCUAAGCGGGAAUCCUCUCUGGCCCGGGAAGUCUGAUGUGGACCAGCUGUAUCUCAUCCGAAAAACUCUCGGUGACUUGAUCCCUCACCACCAACAGAUUUUCCGUUCCAAUGUUUUCUUUUCUGGAGUCAGUAUUCCUGAACCCGACACAACGGAACCGUUGGAAAGGCGAUUCUAUGGAGCGUCUCUCCAAGCUCUCAUGGUCAUGAAGUCCUGCCUGGUGAUGGACCCGUCCCUGCGGCUGUCCUGUGAGGAGCUGCUGGAGCUGCCAUACUUUCAGGAUGAGGGCGGGGCCAACUGGGGCCGUGAAGUGGAGCGCCCUGGGAGAAGACAUGACAAAGCGUCCCGGCGCAGACAAGCUGGGGUCCAGUACUUUCCUCAGUUACCUAACAGUAACGUCUCACCGGCCCCAGAUGUCAAGAAACUAGUAAAACAUAAAUAUCACCUGCCCAACAUUUAAAAUAAAACAUCCACAACUUUAUCUUCAGCCGUUUAUAAACUGGUACUCCGUGUUCCUGUUUUCUGCUGCGUCCUGGCAGGUUCACGUAAAACAUCGUUCUUAUUGUUCUGAGUCUUUUACACUAGAAAAAUGUGACACUUUGUAUUGUUAAUCAAAAACACAUAGAAUAUGAAGCAGUACAGAAUGAUGUGAACUACAUGUUUAACUUGUUGCUGACCUGUUGAAGUCUUGAUUAAGGUUAAAUAAAACCUGCCAUGGCAGCUGAUCCUCUAAGCAAGUUGAUGGAUUUUUAACAAGCCUUCAGCCGCCGGGACAGCGAUCCCCGCCGUCCGACAGACACCGGGGUCACAGCCUGACAGCGUGACGCACGGCUCCACAGGAUCACCUGACCUCAACUUCUCGUCUUACACAUGCAGCUCAUCAGUAUGCUGCUCUGUGUCACUGCCUGUUAAACUGCACUGCAAAAAUAAAAGAAACAUUGUUAGAACACUUGAAAUAAGACAGAACUAACUUUAUAAGUAACUUUUCAGCACUAUGCAAGCCAAUAAUUUCCUUAUUUUGAUGAAAAGGUUCUAGUAGAACACUGGUAGAAUACUCCACUGCACCGUUACCUAGCAACCCCAGCCAAGCCUCGUCACCUAGCAACCAAAUUCUAGUUCUAUUUUCCAGGUUAUUUCACUUAUAGCAUGAGGAAAAUGUCUGGAAAUAAGCUGCCAAUGGAGAACUUUUCAUCUAUAUUAAGGAAUUAUUGACUCAAAACAAGCUCCUAUAUCCUGCUUGAAAGUUGCUUGUAUGAUAGUUUUGUCUUAUUUCAAGUGUAAUAAGAUAUUUGCACCAGAAACCAGAUCAAAAAUAUUGGUAAGAUUUUGUGUUUUUGCAGUGUGCAGGUUUUACUGGGAACAGAUGUUUUGGGGACAUAGAUAUUAUCUGAUUUCAUGUUUUAAUUGUUGCAAUUCUGCAGGAAUAAGUAAUAUCACACUGCACUGCAAAACCAAAAUCUUACCAAGUAUUAUUUGUCUAGUUUCUGGUGCAAAUAUUUGACAGUACACUUGAAAUAAGACAAAACCAACUUACAAGUAGUUUAAUUCCUUAAUAUUGUUGAGAAAGUAGCAGUUUCACUAGCAGAUUGUUUAAAUUAUAACCAAACAUUGUCCCCAUGUUAUAAGUGAAAUGAUCUUUAAGGAAUUAUUGACUUAAAACAAGCUCCUGAAAGCUUACUGAAGACUGGCUUAUAAUUUGGUUUUGCUUUAUUUCAAGUGUAGUAAGAUAUUUGCACUAGAAACCAGAUCAAAAAUAUUGGUAAGAUUUUGUGUUUUUGCAGUGUUAAUCAUAGACUUUGGUCCUGUCUAGAGAACAUAAUGAGACCAGAGAGAGUAAAAUCUAUAUGUAAACUUCUACGUUGGGCUGCUGUUGCCACUGAAUACGUCUCAUAUCGACUUGUUCCCUGUAUUUUACUGCGAUUCUAUAAUUGUUGUUAUUUAUGCAUAUGCUUGUUUGUUGCUAUGGUUUCUCGGUUUUGUUUUUUUCUCUUUCAACAGACUUCUUGUGUUCGCUCUUUUUUUGUCUCCAUUACAAUUGAAAUAAAACCGAAGCAAUUUCUAAUUUUU